CUCGAGCAAGACAUCAAGACGACUACACUGAUACUGAUACUAGCAGAAGCUGUGAGCUUUUUCCUGGCCCAUCAUCUGGGAAAUAGACCAAUGACCGGCUCAACUAGAGUCGGCUUGUCUUCGUUUAUUUCUUCUUCUGUUAUUUAUUUUAUUUUUAUUAUUAUAAGACUAUUUAUGCUGGAAAGCAAGAAACAAGUGGGUAAAUGACCUAGAGGGCGAGCUAACAAAAGAAAAAUUAAUAGCAAUGUUAAAAGGUUAUAGAGGUAAUUCCGAAGACGUCAUCACGAUUGUGAAAAAAUUACAACAGAAUAGAGCAGACAUCGAUGAUUAACGAUGAUUAGGCAUACAGAGGCGAGCUACCAGGAUGUUGUAAAAACAAUGUUGAAUAAAGAUCGUGAAUGCAUAAAGGAUAUGCCUCGAUAACUACAUCUCCCACUAAGCGUAACUCUCCCUUCUACUUGUUAUGCCUAUUGCCUUACGUUGGAGGCCACUUUCAACUGGAUACCUGUUAACCUACUUGGGUCAGUCUUUGAGCCACUUUGCAAGCGGUACAUUGUCAUCACCUGUUACUUUACACUUUUAAUAUAAUUUUUGGCUCAGUAUUUAUAUUUUUUUUUUUUUUCGUAGGUUGGGAUAAAAAGCUCUAUUAAUUAUGCCUGAAACAAUCAAGAAUUUUUCUGGUUAAUUAUUUUAAAGAGAUUUCUUCUCAAAAAAAGAAGAAAGAAUUGUUUCAGCAGCUAUUGUUAAACGUUUGUUUAAAAGUUACGUGAAAGUAAUGUUGUCCGUGUCUACGUGCUUAGUGACAUCAGUACAUGUGUGAUAUUCAGACGUGAGCAUGAGUUCAAGGAACCUUAUAUACUCAUGCAUUCAAAUUACUGUUAAUAAAUUUAUUGCCAGAGGAAUUUAUUUUUGAAUUAUAUACCCACGUGGAUUUCAAAAUGAAGGGAUGGUUUGAUGCAUUCCGCAAUGAUGGUGGCCCAACACUAUACAGUUGGAGUAAUCGAACUCCAGUUACCGGAGACGUGCAUUUAAUAACAAUAUUUGUUAUUUUCGUAACAAUAUUCACAGCAUUCCUCAUUAUCUUCCCGGGGAUUCGCAAAGAAAGAAUAACAACAUUUCUGACGGUAACUCUCAGCCUCUUCGUUGGAACAAGUAUCCAAGUUGCGCAAUAUGGCUCCACCUGGCACACGACCUCGUCCUCGAUCCUCAGCAGCUACAGCGUCUUCUCCAGGUACCGGACGCCAGCCGAAAUAGGAGGGUACAUUGGACUCAUGCAUAUUAAUAUAACUUAUAGCUUGACUAAUUACACGGACACCGAUAUAAUCGGUGACGUCGAGUACAAUGAAAGGUUUUGGUGGAGAAGUCCCACAGAAAUGAGUGAGUCAUUCCGCGAGGCUCUUUAUCGUGGAGCGCCUUUUCCAAUCAUUUCGCUGGCUGAGUACUUUAGCCUUCAUCAAGAAGGGUUUUCCUGGGGCGCUAAGUACCGGGAAGCUGGGCAUUAUGCCUCGAUAAUGCUGUGGACUUGUUUCGCAGCCUGGUCAUUAAUGAACCUCCUACUGGUUGUGGUCCCAAGAUACGGAGCCUAUAGCAUGAUAUUUACCGGUAUACUUAUGCUGUUUACCAAUUUAAUUUACUGGUCACUGCUGCCCUGUGAGCCGUUAAUUGCUCACGUAGAUGGCUCGGUACUUGUCUUCAGUUUCGGGUGGAAUUAUUGGCUUGUCCUUGUCGCUGGAUCAAGCUGUUUGCUCAGCGGAAUUAUUAUAACAAUAAUUGACCUGAUUUUCCCUCAUCAAUUUUCUACGAUCCUUGAAGUUGAUUAUGACACACCUUAUGACAGGCAUGUUAUUAUUGAGGAGAGCUUUGAUACGAGAAAUAUACCACAGAAAUUUCCGAGAGUUAAAGAAAAUCUUUACGAUCAAAGAAGUUCCAGUCAAUUACCAUCCAAGGGAAGCGAUAAAAAACUCCACGAAGGGAUAGUUAACCGUGGAUAUAUAUCUCACGAGUCCUCGUCAGACUUACAUCGUGAUAGUGAUGAAUCAAACAAGGCCAACUGGUCGUACCCAUUUCCACCAAUCUCACGGAGAAUAAAUUGAAUGCUCAACAAAGUAUUUUAUAGUCAAUUUUUUAGCGCAAAUGAAUUUAAUUAGAUAGUUAAUAAUAAUAAUUAGUAUUUAAAUUUAGUAUUAGUGCCAUUAAA
Cotesia glomerata is the source of this 2197-nucleotide messenger RNA. RefSeq names its product dual oxidase maturation factor 1 (gene mol). Gene Ontology annotation, biological process: protein transport. The record is from RefSeq and is a predicted model, not a curated record. Lineage: Eukaryota; Metazoa; Arthropoda; Insecta; Hymenoptera; Braconidae. Gene Ontology annotation, cellular component: endoplasmic reticulum membrane. Bases 939 to 2093 code for a protein of 384 amino acids. The transcript is spliced from 10 exons.